UGAGCAGCCAGGCGAUCUUCAAGCGAAAGAGACAACAUGGCUUCCAUAUUUUGGAAAGCGGCGGGGGAAGUAACUUUCCUGAAAUCCCUCGUGCCCUGUGUGAAUUUAAUACCUGUUCGUUACAGGGUUCGCAGAAAGAUGCCAACAAGAAAAAGGAUUAACCAUUUCGUCCAAAGACGCACAGAUCUGAUCAAGAAACUGGUGCUAGCGUUGGUUCAAUAUGAACGCAUCCAAACCACAGAUCGAAAGGCUCAGCAGUUGAAAAAAUACGGUGAUCUGCUUAUUGCUUUGGCACAACGACGACGCCCACCACCAGACCUUGAUUUAAUUGAAGAUGGUUUUGUCCUGACAGAAGAGGAGUCUAAAGAAAGAAGGCUCACAAAGCAAAUCAUAAACAGGAGAAGCAAAAAAGUAGUUGUCCCUCCUCCAGUUCUAAGCAAAGAAGAGUUUGUACAAAGAUGUCGAGAAGAAGCUUCCAAUAUGCUCCUGGGGGAUGAAGUGGCACUUGAAAAACUUUAUACCACCCUCAAGGAAAGAUACAAGGAAAGAUAUGGCAAUUUUGUCCGAAUUACUAAAAUUCCCAACCCACCGCACUCUCCCUUUCCAAACAUGGCAUACGUGGAAUUAAUAGGUAACUCUCUACCCACACUCCCUGAGUUACCUGUCGUCAAGCAAGGCAAGUGGGUUGUUUAUGGUAGAGAUGAUGACGAUAAUGAACUCACAGCACAAAGUGCCAUUGUUAAGAGUAAAUAGGAUAAAGAAUUCAAGAAAUCAAACGAUUGGAAAUAUUGUAAUGAUGUGCUCUCUAAGUUGGACAAAUUUGAGGUGAUACAGUACAGGCUCAAGAAACUCUUUGGCAGCAGUUCUGAUAUUUGCAUCUGGAGAAGUAAAUCUGCUCCUCUUAUGAUUCUUAAGGAGUCACUACCUUUUGGAAAUAAAUAAGUCUUACCCAUUCUGUGUCAUGUUAAUAAACUGUGACAAAAAAUAUGAUAUGACUUUUUGUACUUGCACAUGUACAUGUACGCUAUUUAAAAUAUAUGUAAAUAUAUUUAUUAACUUUUAAAUAACUCUUUAUCCUAUCGAAGUAUUGCCCCACUGAUGCACCCCAUAAAAAGUACAGUGGAACCUGCCUCAUUAUUACGGUCAUCUUGUUAUAAAGGCCAUUUUUUUUUUGUCCCAGUGAAAUGCCCAUACAUUUUCUUACAAGAAAACCCUAUUAAUACAGCCACCCUGUUAAUACAGUUAAAACCACAUUCUGAAAUCCCAACCUGUAUAAUCCUUUAUAAUUGUACCCUGUUUAUACAGCCACUCUCACCAGUUACUGGUGUGUUCAUCUUUCCAUUGUUAAUGUAUGUAUUGCUUGAAGUUUCAUUAUUUUAAUAAUUAUAUUCUGCAUUCCCGAAGUUUAUUAAAGAACAGUUUUUUAGAAGUGCAAUUGUAAUAUACUGUAGUUAUUCGGUUAUAAGGCGCACUUGGUUAUAAGAUGCAUCCUGAACUUAGCAAUUUAAUCAAGCUAAAUUCUCAAACUGAAAAUUACAUGAAAAUACUCAGUUAUAAGAUGCACCAAAAAGUUGAAAGUUAACAAAAGGAUACGAUGAAUCUGAGAAAAAUUAUCCCUACACAAUUGACAUGCGAACCAAACUGAAAAGUUCUACUCAAAUUGUGAUCUUAAGAUUUUGUUGUGUGAAAAUACUUGGCUAUAAGACGCACCCCAAUUUUAGCACUUACUGGCCGCCCAAA
Orbicella faveolata is the source of this 1740-nucleotide messenger RNA. RefSeq lists its product as uncharacterized. Gene Ontology annotation, biological process: translation. Gene Ontology annotation, cellular component: mitochondrial large ribosomal subunit; ribosome. NCBI's taxonomy places the organism in Eukaryota, Metazoa, Cnidaria, Anthozoa, Scleractinia, Merulinidae. Gene Ontology annotation, molecular function: structural constituent of ribosome. The record is from RefSeq and is a predicted model, not a curated record.